Messenger RNA from Varanus komodoensis (Komodo dragon), 7455 nucleotides. It is a transcript of the gene ST8SIA4, whose product is annotated as ST8 alpha-N-acetyl-neuraminide alpha-2,8-sialyltransferase 4. Gene Ontology annotation, biological process: oligosaccharide metabolic process; N-glycan processing. Lineage: Eukaryota; Metazoa; Chordata; Lepidosauria; Squamata; Varanidae. The record is from RefSeq and is a predicted model, not a curated record. Bases 329 to 1408 code for a protein of 359 amino acids. Gene Ontology annotation, molecular function: alpha-N-acetylneuraminate alpha-2,8-sialyltransferase activity. The transcript is spliced from 5 exons.
GGCAACGUGAAAGGACCGCGGAGAGGCAGGAGCUGAGCGAGCCUGGAGCGCGUGGACUUUAGGCAAGAGGACUUUGCCCGGGGGAACCGCGGAGGCCGCGGCGGCGCCUGCAGCGCGCGGCUCGGAUCCUUGACCCAGCCCGAUCCCUUUCAUCCCCCGAUCGUUCGUUUGCUCUGAUCUCCCCGUUUUCCUCCUUCUUUCCUUCCCCCCCUUCCCCCGCUGUUUUCCCUUCUUCUUUCUUUUCCCUCCUCCUCCUCCUCCUUUUGUUAAAAAAGACCCAUCCUGCCAAACAAAGGAAGCUGUCGGGAUUUUUCUAUGUGCGGGAGACAUGCGUUCGGUCAGGAAGAGGUGGACUAUCUGCACAAUAAGUAUCCUCCUGAUCUUUUACAAGACAAAAGAGAUCGCAAGAACCGAGGAGCACCAGCAGACUCAGCCCAGCGGAGACAGUGAGAUAAGUUUAAGUAGAUCAAUGGUCAAUAACUCUGAUAAAAUAAACCAGAAGAGUGGCUCUUCAGUGUUCCAGCAUUCUGCAGAAAGAUGGAAAAUCAAUUCUUCCUUGGUACUGGAAAUAAGGAAGAACAUUCUUCGAUUCUUGGAUGCGGAGAGAGACAUUUCAGUAGUCAAAAGCAGCUUCAAGCCAGGAGAUGUAAUCCACUAUGUGCUAGACAGACGCCGUACACUAAACAUUUCUCAGGAUCUGCACAGCCUUCUUCCUGAAGUUUCGCCAAUGAAAAACCGUCGAUUUAAGACAUGUGCCGUGGUAGGAAAUUCUGGUAUCCUCUUGGACAGCGGGUGUGGAAAAGAGAUUGACAGCCACGAGUUUGUUAUAAGGUGCAAUCUAGCUCCCGUGGUGGAGUUUGCUGCAGAUGUGGGAACUAAAUCAGAUUUUAUUACCAUGAACCCAUCAGUUGUACAAAGAGCAUUUGGAGGCUUUCGGAAUGAGAGUGACAGAGAAAAAUUUGUGCAUAGACUGUCCAUGCUGAAUGACAGUGUCCUUUGGAUCCCUGCUUUCAUGGUCAAAGGCGGAGAGAAGCAUGUGGAGUGGGUUAAUGCAUUAAUCCUUAAGAAUAAAUUGAAAGUGCGAACUGCCUAUCCAUCACUGAGACUUAUUCAUGCUGUCAGAGGUUAUUGGUUGACCAACAAAGUUUACAUCAAGCGGCCCAGCACAGGACUCCUCAUGUACACCCUUGCUACAAGAUUCUGUGAUGAAAUUCACCUCUACGGAUUCUGGCCCUUUCCAAAGGAUAUAAAUGAGAAACCAGUCAAAUAUCAUUAUUAUGAUGACCUAAAGUAUCGAUACUUUUCUAAUGCCAGUCCACAUAGGAUGCCAUUAGAAUUUAAAACUUUGAGUGUGUUACAUAGCAGAGGAGCUCUUAAAUUGACAACGGGGAAAUGCGUACAGCAAUAAAGCACAUGCUGAGUACAAAGAGAGGUGCAGGAUAUGGGCUUCAUCAUUCAGAUUUUCCAGAACUGGAGAAGACUCGAAGCAAUGGAUAGAUCCCAGUGCACUGCACCAAGCCAUUGGAGAACAAAGAAGUGCAUCAGAACUAUAUUACCAGCCAACAUUUUACCUGUUGAAGUGCUAAAUCCUGAGUGCAAUGGUUCGAGCAAGUGCCACUUUCACUAUGAACAAAGCUUGAAUGUAAAAAUCAGUAGUGUUUACAAGCUCCAAUGAUGCAUUCAUCACCCGUUAAAGAAAUAAAAGUUCAUUUACUGCUCAUUUGCCACCACAAAGUCAGGCACCAUAUGAAUAAACACCCAGGAGGUGGAAUCUGCCCUUAAGGAAAUAAAAGCAUCUGGCAGCAAAAUCCAUGGUGGAGUUGGUAGAGCAGGGGAUAACAUCAGCAAGAAACCUUCAGUCAGGGGAAUGCCUGGCUUUGUAUUAUAACCUCCCUCUCUUUCCUCGUUUCCUGUUUUUAAAAUUGUCAUUCAUUUUCUAUGGUGUUUGGGUAUUGAAACCCCUUAAGGGAUUUUGAAAAGUUAAUACUGCAGACAUUUUAAGUAAUCUUUAAGAAGUGGUCUUAGAAGAAUAUCUUAUUUUUUACAGAAAAACCCAGAUACUGUAAAAUCUGUAUUGUAUUUUAUUGUUCAGCUUAUGCUUGGUAUAUAUGCAUUACAGCUGCGACUGCCUCCUGGGAUGACUUCCUAUAGAACAGAGAACAGGCGAUCACCAGGUUUGACUUCUGCAAGCCCUGGAGAUUCUCCAUACCAGCACUAGCCACUGCCAGGAACGUGCCCUACUGGCAAAGAUGGUGCAUAAGCACUCAGUUGACACAUAAUGGAUGUGGCAGUCAUCUCACUGGGGCUGUUUUGAGCAGCAGAACUUGUAGACCAGGGCAGAGGGUCUCUCGAUUGCAGUGGGUGCUUCUGUGAGGACAAAAUGGCAUUUUGCAAUAAACAUGCCUUUCAAAAAGCGCUCAUUCUGGCCUCGUUCAUUCUGAUGAAAAAGAUGCUACGGUGCUGCAAUCCAGAAUGGAAGCACCUUCCUGAUUGGGCCCAUGUGCCAAAUUCCUGCUGAAUCCCAUCUGCACCCCCACUCACUCAGAUACAUACAGUAGCUGCUAUCUGCUCCUUUCCUGGUGUUUGCCACAAAGAGCACUUUGGGGGUAGAAAUAACAGGCAGGAAGAGAGCCACAGGAAAUUAAUGUGGGGCCUCAUAUCCAGAUCAGGAAUGUAUUCCAUAUCAGGGCCCCAAAACUGCUUUUUUCAUAAGGGAAAACUGGCUAGUUUAAACAUGCUUUGAAAUGGUCUGUUUAUUGUUUCGUGUUCUUUGGCCUAAGGCUCAGCCUUAAACAGAAGUUAAAAAUGUGAAGCUUGCCCUAAUGUACAAGUUAAACACUCUUCAAAAGAUCUGAUGUUUUGAGCUGUUUUAAAAGAAUGAUUGUUCUCUCACCUGGCAAAUGAAGAUGAUACCAUUAACAAGCAGGUGCCCUUACAUUUGGUACCAAAGAUUAUGCUGAUUUUAUAACUGAUGUUGUUUAUUUUCCUUCUGAGGAUGAAACAUGUACAUUUACUACUGUGUUUCUGCGCUGCUGAGCAACUUGUUUUCAGCCAUCCUUGUUUCUUGUUAACCUGCUGUCUAGAUUUGCUUGAAUGACAAAUUCCUUAACCUGACUUUGCUCUGAUUAUGUACACCUUGAAUAUUUUAAACAGAGGUGCUUUCCGUCUUACAAAAAUUGGAAUGCAGCCAUAAUCUCAUUUAAUCAAGACAGGAUAAAUCAGAAAUAAGGUAAAUGCAAAGCAUUGAAUUCAAUUUAGUUGCCACAUAAAAUAUUAGUCUCCUAAUUCCCAAGAUACAUAUUAUUUGCAGUGCUGAACAACAUCCCAUUUUUCCUAUACUAUGAUAUUCUGAUAAACAGCUGAUGAGAAUACCAUGUCUGAGCUCCUUUGGUUUUCCUCUUCUUUCAAUCUCCAUUUUCUUUUCUUAUUUGGAACAAGUUCUAUUGCUGCUUUUUUGCUCUGAGUAUAUAUGAGAAUUAUUAAUGGCAGCAGUGCCGUUGAGGAGGGUUGUAAACAGAAUGGUUGCAAACCUCAAAAGAUUGGGAGAGUUUCAAAGUACAAUUAAUGAGUGAUUCCAGCAUUGCAGUGGAAAAAGAAAUUAAAGUGUGAUCUCUUUCUCUCCUCAUUUAUCACAGAAUUUUGCCAUUUUAGUAGGAGCAAAAGAAAAACACUGAUGCAAAGCAAACAACCAGUAGAUCUUCAUUGGAUCUCAUGGAAUGGAGUAUAUAGGAAAGGGUAGUUUGUGCCAUUUUGUCGUACAUGGAAAAAUCUCGAGCACAUGCAAGAAAAUGCUUCAGUUCUGGUGUUUACUGAAGCUGUUCUAAGUUUCAAUUUUAUAUCAUGUUGUAUUAGAAUGUGGGUUAUUUUUAAUGUGGAAGAAAUUGAAGCUUGGAGCUGGGCAAUGCCUCCUGUCUAAGCACAACCAUUCUUGUAACAGACCCUUUCCAACUUGGAAGCCACCUUUCAUCCCAACUUAUAUUCUAUAUUGUUUUAGCACUGUGUGUGACAGGACAUGUACACAUGCAUCCAUCUACCUCUGUACAUCUCCAAAAGGUUGACAUGGUGCUGUUUUAAAGUCAUAGCCCACUUGUGGAUCAAAGCAUACCAAAUGAAAACCAGUGAUUAAUCUGAGCCUACUACUAGUGAAUUAUGGAUGCAUCCUUGCCUGCUGGGUCAGGCCAGCAAUAUAUCUAGUCCGCGGUGGCCAACCCAGCAGGUUUGGGAAGUCCAUAAGCAGGAUGUGAAGGCCUUCUUCCCUCCUUGUUCCCCAAGAGCUGGCAUUCAAUGUUUUGACACUAUAUAAUGUAACUUGUUGGGACAUCAUAUACUUGAUAGAAAUGACAAAUCCAUAGGGAAAAAUGAUAAGUGUAAAAUCCCUUGCCCACCAUAAAAUCAUGUUAAUAAAAUAACACCCAUGGACUUAAGCAACAGGAAGGGUGAGAACAGUGCCGUCCAGAAUCCUAGAGGACUUGGUUUUAAGAUUAAGGCAUGUAUUUCUUCUCUGUGUUUUAGAUAGGGGUUAUAAGCCACCAUUUGUUUCAGGGAGACCCAUUAAAUGCCUGCAAAUCCAUAUCCGGUGAGGUCAGUGGAUAAUUUUUAACAUUAUGUCUUUCAUGGGGUUUUCUCACUAAAUAAGGUUGACCUUCCUCAUAAAAGACCCCAGCUCAAACUUAUGGCCAUGCAUAGGUUCACCUGUUUCAGUGCAGCAAGAAAACAGAUGUCUCCUUAAUGUAAUGCAAUUUGUUGUAACUGUAUAAUUUUUAGUCCAUAAGAAAACUUUAAAAUGUUUUCAUAGGCUGCUUGAGAUUCAUUUUUACCGUUAUUCAGAACUGUUUCUGAAACAGAACAGUCUAAUCAGAAUACAAUGACAGCACAUACCAGUAUAAUCUUACACACAUCCAUUUUAAAGAAGUUAAGAUUAGUGCCUUUAUCAUCUUCUCACAUAACUUAAUCCUGAUCCUUAAUUCUCAUUUGUCUGUUUUCACCUCUUCAGGCUUUUCCUCCAUGUCCAUAACCAAGAAAGGGCUAAAAUAUUUGUUAUAACCACUUUUAUGUUUUCCAUCUCAGGGAAAUUUCAGUUUUCCAGUGUCAUUACAACAGAAAACAUUAACUGUCAAGAAUCGGUGAAUAGCACGAUCAUUUUAUAGCACGCUACACGAAGGAACGUAGGUUUUCUCUUUAAUUAGAAUAAAAUGUAUAGAAACAAGUCCCAUUGAAUGCACUGAGACUUCAGAAGAAGCAUGUAUAGAUUGGACUGUAAAAGAAAUGGGUGAUGGAUAUGAAUUAUUGAACCUGACUUAAAAGACAGAAAAGUCCGCUACAAUAUGAUCCUGCAGUGGUUGCUGAAUCCUGGCUUUCAGGUCUUGCAUCCAAUUCACUGGAGAUUUCAGAUGACAUUGCCUGUAAAGCAGAAUGUCACAACAAUAUGUUUAUGGGCAUUGCCGUCUUGCCUGCUUCCCUAACCUCUUUUGUGUAUAAUAACCAGAGUCUAACAUAGAACCAUCCUUUGCUGCUUUUUGUUUGUCAGAAUCUGUUGCUUUUGGAGAUUUUCAGAUACCUGAAAAUUCAGACGUUUUCCCUGAAUGCCAAGAGGACACGGGGGAAAACUUUUUCUCAGAUCCUGCCAUGUGUCUUUUCCUUGAGCAUUCUGUUAUUUCUGUGUUACGAAAACAUAAGGCAGUAUCCAGUUGGAUCAUCCUCUUAGUACACUGUUGUGCUAGCAGAAACUAGAUUCUCUACUGUACUCAACAGUAGAAUCCAUCUAAAGAUACAUUGUGUAAACAUGUCUGCACAAAUGUUAUGGACAAGAGCUUGUGCAACUGAGAGAUUCAUCAGAGCUCUGUGAGCACUAUUUGAUUUUGCAGAAUAACAUCAUUCGCUACUGCCCUGGGUACCUUUUGAAACUUUCCUUUCUGAGAUUUAAGAGGAGAAAAUAUUCUGCACAGAAUAUAAUAAGAUUGAUAUCAUAUCAUAAACUUGAUAUCAAUGGGAAUAUACCUACACACACUCUCUCUUAUUCACUCAUCAAGUUGUGAGUUACUUAUGUUCAGAUAUAAGUAAUUAUUACUAUUUUGUUCUAUCCAUUUUUUCCAUACUAUAUUUUGUUGCCUGGUUGCUACCAGAAUAUCUGCUCUGACAUGGGCCAGCACUAUCUACAGCAUUCAUCUAGUGGGCAAACUCUGAUGCCUUAAUAAAAAAUAUGGGAAGAGAGUCAUUAUAAAUGCAAAGUAAGAAAGGGAAUUUGUUUUCAUUCAGAUCACUUUUCUUGUGAAUGUUUGUAAAUCAUGAAUCAGUGUUUUAUAAUUCAUGACUGUUUCCUUUGGAACGCUACAGUCCCUGAUAUUGAUGAAGAUAGAUGUAUAAUAUAUUUGCUUUUCUCCUUUAAGAUAAUUUGUUUUCUCGUAUUACCUUUCUAAAAUGUGAAAUAUACUCAACAUUUCAAUUGAUCUUGGGGCCUGUUUGGAUAGUGCUCAGUUGUACACUGCCCACAGAAAUAUACCAUUUAAAAAUUACUAUAGGUUGGACCCAGACAUAGCCUUGCUUAGAGUAGACCUAAUCCUGGAUCCAAAGUACUGGAGUUGUGCCUGAUCUAAGUGGAAAUGAAUGCAUUCGCAGAUGGUUUUCAAUUUGGAGACAAAGAGACAUUCACAUGUUAAAUACCAUGCUGAAAGUCUAUCAAGAUGAAGCUUUUCAGUGGUUCACAUCGUAACAACUUUCCAUAAUGGUUACAAGUCCCGUUGACUUCAGUAAGCAUGCAAAAUGUGUGGCCUCUUGGGAUCUUCCGUUUAGGCUGAGAUCUGGUGAGGUAACUUCAAUCCAGACUAGCAAUCGCACAUAUUUAGCAGAGUUUUUCAUUCCAUGUAUCUUUCAACGCCUCCUCUGCUGAAUUCCCAAUGUGCGUUCGCGCUCUCUUUUGUAAAUUAGAUGAAUGUGGAGGAAGAGGUGUGGUUCCCCAAAGCCCUGUUGCAACCAACGAUCCCUAUCCUGUUCUGGUGGGGUGGGGGUGGGAGUGGGGCAAUUUAACUAGGUCCAGCAUUAAUCUUUCCUGGGGGUUGCAAAGUUCAAGCACAUGGCUCAGCCCCAAGACACGUUCGUUCAAUAUUUCCUCCUGUUGGGUAGAGAUGGUGUACAUCCCGAUCAUGGUGCAAUGUUGUGCAAUUUCACUUUCUCUCUCUCUCUUCUCUCUUUAGAAAAGAGCACUGUUGUCCUGGAUAGGCAAAAGCACAACUGUUUUAACUGUGUAUGCUGGAGGAAGUCCGUUUGCAUUAAACAGCCUUCCUGAAUAAUACGCUACUGCUAUGGAGCAUAGCCAGGUCCCAUUUGUGUGCACUGUUGAGAUGUAUUCUGUCGGAAUCAUCUUGUCUGAUGCUGUUAAUAUAAUUUGUGUACAGGAGUUGAUGUUUAAUUCUUUGUUACUUGUACAACCUGUAAAAUAUAUUAAACCUUUUUCCAGAA